AACAAAGAUAUGAGGAUCUUCACAAAGCUCUCUGCACCACUCUGCCUCCUUUUUGUCUUCCUCUGUCUUAAAACUGCCCUUUCAUCCUCUAUACAUGCUUCUUCCUUCUCAACAACGCAUCUCUGCUCUCAUGAGGAGGCUCUUGCUUUGCUGCAAUUCAAGACAUCCUUCUCCAUCAAUUACACUUUUCUCAAUCUUUAUUAUUGUGGGCCAUGUAAUUGCCCUUAAUCUCAGCUGUAGUUUCCUUUAUGGCACCUUUCCUUCCAACAGCACUCUUUUCUUCCUCAAAAACCUACAGAGCCUCAAUCUUUCCUUGAAUGAUUUUAGGCAUUCCAAGAUUCCAUCGGAAAUCAGUCAGUUUACUAGACUAAAGCAUCUUGAUGUCUCUUUUUCUCGAUUUUCGAGCCAAGUUCCAGCAGAAAUUGCUCACCUCCCCAAGUUAGUUUCUCUCAAUCUCUCCAAUUUUGACUUGAUCCUUGAAACAACUACCUUCAAAAAUCUUGUUCAUAACUUGAGUGAGGUGAGAGAACUUGUGCUUAAUGGAGUGAACAUGACUUCUGUUAAUCCUUGUUUCUUCAUGAAUCUCUCUUCUUCUUUGACUACUCUUCGUCUUUUUUCUUGUCAGUUAAGAGGAAACUUUCCAAACAAUAUUUUUCGCUUUCCAAAUCUCAAGAGAUUUAGUUUAAGUGGAAAGAGAUUUAGUUUAGGUGGAAAGGGAAACCUCACUAUUGAUCUUCCAAGUUCCAAUUGGAGCAGUCCUCUCCAACAUUUGUAUUUAUCUCUCAUGGAUUGCGGAAGGCGAUUGCCGGAGUCUAUAGGAGAUCUAAAGUCAUUACAGUAUCUGAAUCUUCUUCACUGCAACUUGGAAGGUUCCAUUCCAGCAUCCAUAGCUUCCAUAGGUAACUUAAGGCAACUUACUAGCCUAGGCCUCUCUUCUAGCAAUCUUAACGGACAAAUCCCACCAUCACUUGCAAACCUCACCCAACUUAGCUCUCUUGGCCUUUCAAAUAAUCAGUUUUCUGGUCCCAUUCCUUUUCAUGCAAGUAGGUUUUCCAAACUAAGUGAUUUAGUAGAAGCUGACAUGUUCUCGGCACUUCAAAAUCUGGAAACCAUCUUUCUUUCAGACAAUAAUCUGUCCUUGAGAAUGAAUGUCAAUGCCAACUUCACAUUACCCAAACUAACUUAUGUUUCCUUUUCUUCUUGUAACUUGAGUGAAUUCCCCAAUUUCAUAAGACAUUCAAAUGGUCUGCAAAGCCUAGUGCUAUCCAAAAAUAGCAUUCGUGGAAAUAUUCCCGAAUGGAUAUGUGAAAAGGAUCAUCUCAGAAUUCUUGACCUUUCUCAUAACAAUUUAAUCGGGAAGAUUCCAAAUCGUCUUCCUAAGUUUCUCUCAGUGUUGAAUUUGCAGGCCAAUUACUUUGAUGGAAAUAUACCAUUUGGGUUUCCAGAGGGCUGUGGAUUACAAAAUCUCAACUUACAUGGAAAUCAAAUGGACGGGUUAUUACCAAGGUCUUUGGUGAAUUGUAGCAUGUUAGAGGUUCUAGACGUCGGCAACAACAGCAUAGAGGAUACAUUUCCUCAUUGGUUGGAAUCUCUACCAGACCUUCAAGUGCUUGUCUUAAGGUCCAACAAGUUCCAUGGUUCUGUGCAGAGCACCAAAGAAAGUCCAUGUUUUCCGAAGUUGCGUGUUCUGGACCUGUCCAGCAAUUAUUUUGUUGGUGCUUUGCCUGUUCGCCAAUUCUUAUCAAUAUUCACUAGUUGUGACAUGGAAGGGAUUCGACUAUGAGCUGCAGGGAAUCCUGACCGUAUUCAGUAGUAUUCAUCUCUCAAAUAACAUGUUUGAGGGAGAAAUUCCAGAUGUUAUUGGAAACCUUAGUUCUCUCAAAGGGCUUAAUCUUUCUCAUAACAACCUUACUGGUCAUAUCCCACCUUCGCUAGGGAAUUUGAUGAAUCUGGAAUGGUUGGAUCUCUCUUCCAACGAGCUGGCGGGGAAAAUUCCAGAUGAAUUGGUAUCUUUGACACAACUUUCUGUGUUGAAUCUUUCAAAUAAUCAUCUU
This is a messenger RNA of Rubroshorea leprosula, 2054 nucleotides long. The record is from the annotation of a GenBank genome assembly. Lineage: Eukaryota; Viridiplantae; Streptophyta; Magnoliopsida; Malvales; Dipterocarpaceae.